Molecule: messenger RNA, 3981 nt
Organism: Actinia tenebrosa (Australian red waratah sea anemone)
Lineage: Eukaryota; Metazoa; Cnidaria; Anthozoa; Actiniaria; Actiniidae
Product: schlafen family member 8-like
Source: RefSeq, a predicted model, not a curated record
AUCAUGUAGGCCAAGGAAACAAGGACAGAGAGAUGGACAGAAUUAGUAUGUACAGAGGAUGUCCCCACCUCGGAGAAUAAGGAGACAUCAGUUUAUUCAGGGGAUUUACCUUCUCAAAUUGCCUCAGAUCAUCAAGAGAGCAUGGACAUAUCACACAGUGAUGCCGCUUCUACUUCCAGAGAAGAACACAUACAGCAAUUAUCUAAAGUGGCUGAAAAUAUCAUUGAAGUUGAAGUGGAUUUCAAUGAGGAAGUAGGAAAAAAUGGUGUUAAUCUUGAUAAAACUGGAAUUCCUGAAGUUUUGAAUGCUGAAUUUGCCUUACGCAACACUAAUGGUGGAAUCAUCAAACUUAAAAUGAAAACCAAAUUGUCACCAGAAAAUAAGAAAAUUGAUCAGUGGCUAUCAAACUUAAAUUACAAGAGACAUGAAAAGUUAAAAACACUGGGACAAAAGGAAAUCCUCCCGGAAAUCAUUGAUUUCAAACCUGAAGAAAUGUUAUUAUUUGUGAAAAAAUCAUCAAUUGUCCUAACAGAGAAAUCCAACCUUCUUACACGAAGAUUGAACCAGAAAUAUGAGCUUCAAGGUUAUCUUGAAAUUCAAAAUUUGUUAGUAAAGAGUGAUGAGCCAAGAUGUUGCUGUAGUAAUGGACCAACAGUAGACUCAUUUAUUCAAGGACAAAAAAUGCAUUCUGGAGAAUCUACAACAGUAGAAUAUAAAGACCUCACCAGUGAGAAGCUUCCAAAUAAGUUGCGAAAGGAAUUGAAAGAUUACAUUGGGCAAUUUGCCAACACUAAUGGUGGUUAUGUGUACUUUGGAAUAUCAAAUGAUGCCAUCAUCAAAGGACAACAUAUAAAUGGCGAAGAGAUGCAGCGUGCUAUUGAACAGAAGGUUGAGUGCUGCAUGAAAUCAAAGAUCUGGAUCAAUAAAUUUGGCAAGAAGGAAACACCUGAGCAUGGUAAUCAUUAUGAGGUCACCUUCUUCCCAGUCAACAGAGCAGAUGAGCAUACCUAUGUGAUACGAGUUCAUAUCUGCCGGUAUGCUGGUACAGUGUUUCUUAAGGAACCUGAGUGUAAAGUAGUUGAUGACAACAACCAGAUUGUCAAUAUGAGUUUUGAGAGGUGGUUGGCAUCAUUUCUCAUAACUAUAAAAGGAAAUGAAAAUGACCAAAAGAAGUUAAAGCGCCAAACACGUGGGAGAACAGUCUAUUACACUGUAGAAGACACCAUCGAAGAUAUUUACAGUGAUUUGAUAAAAGGUUCACCAGGGAAACUAAAGAUCCGGCCAAAACAAGCAAAGCAUUCAAGAAACAGAAGCUUAUUGCAAACAUUUAUUAGCUGUUUGAAAAAGAUGUUCAAACAAAAUAAAUGGGAAGGCAUUACAUUCAUUGAAAGAUGUUGGGGAGUUAAUAUAGGGCUUCCAAACACUAAGCCAGCAGAGGUGAUUUGGGACAUUUUGGUUUGUUCUCCAAGCAUUCCUCUUUUAUUGGUUAGUCUAUGUGAGGGAGAAGCUACCAGUGAAAGCCUCAAGUACAACAUAAAGCUAGCAACUAAGUUGAAGGGGAUACUUGCCCAAGAAGGAGGGUGCAUGGAGAAAUUCUAUGUUAAGCCUAUCACACUUGCAUGCCCUAAAGAAGAUGACGUACUAGAUGAGAUGAUAUCUCAUGCAUCUGUCUAUCCCGAAGMMUACCRGAUGUCUAAUGAGAAAUAUCAGGCCAUCAUUAAAGCCCUAGUCCCUGUACUUGCCAGAGUGAAUUCCUCAUUUAAAGGUUUUGUUGGCAAUCAUCUUUUUCAUUUGCUCACCAAGGAGCAAUAUGAGAUUCUCUUUGAGAAUUUUGAAUCGCCAAAAUUGAUGAUAACAGGCCCUCCUGGCAGUGGGAAAACUGUUUUGGCGAUUGAACGUAUUCAUCGUCUAAGAAGACAGGGCUUUUCUGCUAAAGAAGUUUUGUUUGUGUGCUCAAAUAAGGUGCUGGAGGCUGAAGUCAGGCACAUUAAAGUAACCAAUUUGGAUGGUAAACCAGAGCCAUUAUGUUUAACAUACAACUAUUUUGGAAUCAUUUCUUGUCUCAGAAAGGAACAUGAUAGUGCACUUGCUGGUGUGAAGCAUAUUGUGAUUGACGAAUGCCAACAUUUCAAGUGGAACCCCCCAACAUUUCAUUCGACUGGUGGGAGUUGGUGGGAGACAUUCAUGAAUUCGUACGAUAACGGGAAUCCUCCAAGUCUUUGGAUAUUUAGUGACUCCUCCCAGCAGAUAUUCAAAGGACCCUGUGUACUUGAUAGGCUACCAGAUGGUUUCUCCCACAGGCAGCUGAGUACCGUCAUCAGGACCACUGGCAAAAUACACAAAUUCAUUUGUGAAAGAUUCAUGAAGAAUGACCAACAGAUUCAACUUGGACAUGAUCUUGAAGGAGAGGACGUUGAAGUUCUGGUGCCAAAGCAACCAUCAGGAGUUAGUAGAGAAGUGCACUUGGUAAAUAUGUUGAUUAACCUCCUUAAAGACAUGGUUAAUAAGGGAGUUGAUCCAGACACCAUUGGCGUCCUUUUUACUGAUGAAAAGGAAAAGAAUUUGUAUCGAAAAUUAUUUGAUGAACGCACAAGGCAUUUUCAAGUCAAGGAUGGAAAGGCUGUCUCUGAACAUGGUAUCGUGUUUAACACUAUCCGCAUCUUCUCUGGGGCAGAUAAAGACAUCAUCAUUGGGUUCUGCCCCCACUUUUAUUCUGUGACAAAUGAAUUCCAGCACAAUGGUGCUUUGAUGAUCUCGUUAUGUAGUCGGGCAAAGCUCAAGCUGAUUUUAAUCCUUGAGGACGAAAAGGUAGCACAUUCUUUUGGAUUGGCUGACUGCAUGGAAAAGACAGAUAUCCCAUAAUUGUAAAUGAUGAAGUUAUAAAUUUCAGGGUGUGAAACACUAUGCAAAAAAAGAAAAAUGCUAGACGUGUAACAGGAACGCAGGUUGAGUAGGAAGGAGAGAGAUCCUACGAUCAUUGCCAAAAUACUUGGCACGAUGGCACAUUUUGGCUAACACAGAAAAUGGCUUUCCUCUGUCGCGCUCUCCCCCUGUCCCCAGUACAAUGUUUCCGUUCCCCAAAAGAAAGUUGGUACCCCUGAUCAGACUCACCAACCCUCUGCCAACUUGCAGGAAUCCCAACAUUGUACGGGGGAGGGGGGUUUAGUCCUAGGUAAUGUUUUGCAAAGUAUCCUCUAAAAUACUGAAAUCUGUAAAGCGUGCCAACUAAUUAUGGUAAUGAUUGUUGAUUUACCCGGAGCGAGAGAAAUUAAAGUAAAUUAAGACUGCCAGUGUGCUACUUUAGGUACAAGUAACACUGCAUAAAGUAUUAUGAACAAAAAAUUAUAAUUGUAUUGAUUCAGAAGUUAUAACACAGCAGCAUGCAAAAAGGUCACAACUUAGAUGUUAAAGUAUAAUUAUUAUGAUAUGAAUAUAAAAGGAAUCAGAAAUGUAAAAAAUCCAGGCAGGAGAUAUUAUACAUAGUAAUGUUACAGGUAUUUCAAAAAAAAAGGUUGGUAAAUGUGGGUGUUGCAUGUCGUAUACCAAGCCCAAAAUACACUAUGGGCGAUGUUUAUCCAAUCAGUGAAAGGUCACAUUGAUAUGGAAUUUUCUCAAACAUUGUCUGCACAUCUUAUGCAAUUGUCUUUUGUGACAUAUUCAAAUAAUGAUAAUGGGAUUAAAAAAUACCUUUCAAGGUUAAACAAUAUAUGUCCAACAUGCAACAAAACCGUUAUGUACCUUUUUUAGAAACCAAUGAUUGUAUACAGCUAUUGUGGUAGAAUUUUUGCCCCAAAUUUUUGGUUAGUUCCAUCCCCAUUUUUAUCUUAUAAAUGUGGAUAAUAUGUAUACUCUAGGUACCUAUUAUAAUAGAAAUCCAUUAUUUACUCUAGGUUUUUUAAAAAGUCUUUGUAAAAUUGUUGAGGAACAAUAACUCAGUAACUAAAUUAUAAAAAGUGCAUGCCAAGAAAAAUUGUUGAAAAU